Molecule: messenger RNA, 2308 nt
Organism: Salvelinus sp. IW2-2015
Lineage: Eukaryota; Metazoa; Chordata; Actinopteri; Salmoniformes; Salmonidae
Gene: foxf2a
Product: forkhead box F2a
Biological process (GO): animal organ morphogenesis; regulation of transcription by RNA polymerase II
Cellular component (GO): nucleus
Molecular function (GO): DNA-binding transcription factor activity, RNA polymerase II-specific; RNA polymerase II cis-regulatory region sequence-specific DNA binding
Source: RefSeq, a predicted model, not a curated record
UGGGAGGAGGUCUCUGUUAGUCCUCUACUCUGCGCUGUGUUAUGUGUGGCUCUUGCUAGAAUUAUGUCUGGACGGAGGCCAGAUCUGGCAGGGGUUGGAUCUCGAGAUCCUAGCGAUUUCUUAGAGGGAUUUACCCGGGAUCUAUAGAGCAGAGAGAGAUUGAAGAAUUGAUAGGUGGUCGAGUAUUGUUUGGCCGAGUGGAUAUGCGCAGGAAAGUCGAAGAGCUUUAUGUUUCCCCUCUUAAGGGGUUAUUUCCAGAGAUGGCCACAGUGAGACGGAGUUGGAGCAGCGGCCACACCGAUACACAGCUGCUGUUCCUGAUUAGAACAGCAAUACACGUGCAGUGAAUCGCCACGGGACACUAACUUAUUUGAUUAUCCAUUUGGAAACCUAUUUUUAGAACGUCUGAAGUAAUUGACUGAAGAGGAUUUGGUGUAGCCUACUUCUUAGCCAUUUCAGGUCAGUAUUAGACAUUUCAGGUCAGUGGAACAAGAGUCGCGCAAGGCAUUGGUCAUAGCCUACACUUGUCCUUCUGUGUCUCUAAAGUGGACGCAAACAUGACGACUGAGAGCUCACAGCAACAUCUGGUGCCGUCUCAUCCUCUGAGAUGCAGCCCAGCAGCCGGAGUGAUGCACGCCACACUGACGAGCGCACAGCCAGUGGCGGAGAGCUCACCAAAUGCAUCAAACAAAGGAAAAAAGGGCAACUCUGGCUUGAGGCGACCUGAGAAGCCGCCCUAUUCAUACAUCGCCCUUAUUGUGAUGGCUAUCCAAAGCUCCCCGACAAAGACGCUUACUCUUGCAGAAAUAUAUCAGUUCCUUCAGGCCCGUUUCCCGUUCUUUAUGGGGUCUUACCAGGGCUGGAAAAACUCAGUGAGGCACAACCUGUCUUUAAACGAGUGCUUCAUCAAACUGCCUAAGGGCCUCGGCAGACCAGGGAAGGGCCACUACUGGACUAUAGACCCGGGCAGCGAGUUUAUGUUUGAGGAGGGAUCCUUCCGUCGCAGACCUCGCGGAUUCCGUAGGAAAUGCCAAGCUCUGAAACCAAUGUAUCGAAUGAUGAAUGGCAUCGGUUUUGGAGCGUCGAUACUGCCCCAAAACUUUGAUUUCCAGAACCCCUCCGCGUCCUUGGCAUGUCAUGCUAACGGUUACAACCUGGACGUGAUGGGGAACACGGUGCCAGGGAGCUACGACGGGCUGGGUGGAGGGCAUCAUGUCCCUCAUAUGUCACCAAGCCCCGGGUCCACCUACAUGGCGGCUUGUCAGGUGGCGUCUAAUGGAGACUACUGCCCGGACAGCAGUAGUAGCCCUUUGCACACCUCCCCGGCUGCGAUGGCAGUGGGCGCUUUGGACUGUCAUUCUCCCUACGCCAGUGCUUCUCCCUAUGCCAGUGCCCCCUCACACUGGGCAUCACCUGGUAUGUCUCCAUAUAUCAAGCAGCAAUCCCUGGCCUCAAACAGUCCCACAUCCUCCGCCUUGCACUCCAGCAUGUCCCCAUACUCUCUGGAGCAAAGCUAUCUCCAUCACAACGGAAGGGACUCAUCUGACAUUUCAGUGGGAUUAUCUCGAUACUCAAGCCCUUCAUCGCCAGUGUGUGACAGGAAAGAUUUUUUUUUAAACUUUAACGGAAUUUCUUCGUUUCACCCGGCGACUGCCAGUGGAUCUUACUAUCACCAGCUACAUCACCACCACCAGAGCGUCUGUCAGGAUGUCAAGCCAUGCAUCAUGUGAAAUAAACGCAAUAAGACCAUUGCCAUCUUGGAUGAAGAUCACAUGAACUACACUAUAUACAAGCUAUACGCUUAUACCAUUUGUCCCUUGCCAAGUCCGGUACAAAUAUCUAARAUGAAUUAGGGGAAUGUAGGCUAUAUAUACAUAACGUCAGGCACUCUAUUUGUCUCUGAGAAGGUCUGUGUCACGACACCAUUCCGGAGAAAUUAAAAACGACUGAGUGCAUGAAGUAAAAGUUGAAGAGAUGCAUGUAUUGCCAUUGUCCAACACUUUGUCAAUCACGGCUCAGACAGCUCUUCCAUGCCACGAUCUAUUCAGGAGUUAUUGUAUCAUUCAAUAUUGUAGGUUAGUGUGUGAGUACCAGUUAUCGACACGGAUAAAAUGCAAUAUCCAACCACAUUAAAUAUCCAACCACAUUAAAUAUCCAACCACAUCAAAUGUGUUUACUGAAAAAUACAUGCACAUUCUCCCCGGGUUAUCUUUAGCUAUUUGCACUUAACUCUAGACCCCAGAGUUUAAAAAAAAUAUUUCGCUGUAGGCUACAGCAAGCCAAUAAAUAAAUAUAUUUUACAACUGUU